Dimorphilus gyrociliatus is the source of this 1054-nucleotide messenger RNA. The record is from the annotation of a GenBank genome assembly. NCBI's taxonomy places the organism in Eukaryota, Metazoa, Annelida, Polychaeta, Dinophilidae.
CAUGGACGAAGUAAACAAGGACCAAAAACGUGAUGAUGAAAAUGAACGGAUUGAUAGGGAUCAACUAGACUUCCAAUUUUAUGAUUUAUCUGAUAAACCCCCAGUUUGUCUACCUGAAACCCAAACUAAUGAAACUGUAGAGAAAAGUUCCCCUAAAGAAGCUUUACAGGCUUUUGAAACACAAAAAAUAACUGAAGAUAUUUCAAAAUUAAUUGAUCUUGUUGGACGUUAUGGCGAAGAUUGGGCUCAGGAGUUUAGAAACAGCUAUAAUAACUUUUUGAAAGAUACAAAUGGUAUGGAGGACCAAAUGACAAGAGAAAAACUAAGGGGCAUUUUAGAAAAUGCUCUCUUAUAUCGCUUUAAACCGCCUGAUGAUAACUUGCAAAAGUCGUUUGAAUUCAAUCUACCCGCUACGGUUGAGGCAAUAAUGAUUGAAGAUGCUUCUAGAUUACUGAAGUUAUCUAGAGAAAUUAUACAUCUCUGCUCUCCAUACAACCCGAAAGAAGGCGAUCUACGGUUUAAAGAACUAGACGAAUUCGAGAAACGAAACAUUAAGAAUGUCAAAAAUAUCAUUAUACCCAAUAUUUCACAUGAACUAUUAAAUCAACAUCGUAUCGGACUUGCAACAAUGUUCUCUAAGCUCAAAUGUUUGAUAAAAAUCCGUGAGGAGAUUACAUCACCAAUUGACAACUACUAUUCAUGCUUCAACAUUAGGAAACUGGAGAGAGUUCAGCUAACAGCAGAGACUCAACGUAUACGAAAUUUUUUCCGAAAUAUUGUCGCAUUCCCUGCUCCUAAUUAUAUACUUGAAGACCCCCGAUGGGACAAUAUGGAAGAGAGAAGAGAGGCAGCUAGAAGAAUUACUAAAGUACUUGAUGUUUGUCAUGGGGUUCUUAUUAUAUGUCAAAAAUAUUCUCCGACUCAAGCCCAAAAGUGUCUUGAUAACCUUGCAAACUUUCAAGAAAUGAAUCCAGAAUGUGGAUUUGCUCCCAAUUGGGAGAAUAUGUUUCUAUUUCAUCAUAUAGAUCAAUGCAUUAAGUUGUUAAAUGCUUAA